AUGGACGACCACAAACAGACCCUGGCCCACGGCAAACAUGCUGCCCAGCAAGAGCAGGCCAUGACGCUCUGGCAGGGCCUCCGUCUGUAUCCCAAAGCCGUCGCAUGGUCUGUGCUGCUAUCCUCAACCCUCAUCAUGGAGGGCUACGACCUCGCCCUGCUGGGAACCCUCUACGCUUCACCAGCCUUCAACCAGAAAUACGGCGUCCAAACCGCCGAUGACGACUGGAAUAUCUCAGCAGCCUGGCAAUCCGGCCUCUCAAACGGCGCGCGCGUCGGCGAGGUCAUCGGCCUGAUCCUCAGCGGUCUCGUCUCUGAACGCCUGGGCUAUCGCUGGACAAUGAUCAGUGCCCUCCUUGCCAUGAACGCCGUCAUCUUCCUCUUCUUCUUCGCCGUCGACGUCCGCAUGCUCCUCUCUGCCGAAGUCCUGGCCGGUAUCCCCUGGGGCGUCUUCCAGACCCUGCCAGCCGCAUACGCCGCCGAAGUGUGCCCCGUCGUGCUGCGCCCAUACCUGACUACCUACAUCAACAUGUGCUGGGUGAUGGGCCAAUUCAUCGCCGCCGGCGUCAACCGCGCCUCCUUCGCGCGAGAAGACCAAUGGUCCUACCGCAUCCCUUUCGCUAUUCAAUGGGCAUGGCCCCUCCCACUCGCCGUGGGGAUCUUCUUCGCUCCCGAAUCCCCCUGGUGGCACGUCCGACGUGGCGAUAUCGCCGGGGCCAAACACGCCCUGCAGCGCCUAACCCUAACCUCCUCCCCAUCCAGAGACACCAACCAAAGCGAACCAUUCGACCUCGACGCCACAAUAGCCAUGAUUGCACACACCAACGAGCUCGAAAAGUCACUCACAGCCGGGACAUCAUACACCGACUGCUUCAAGCGCGCAGGCGGCAACCUCCGACGCACAGAGAUCGUCUGCGGCGUGUGGAUCGUCCAGACACUCUGCGGACAGAACUUAAUGGGCUACUUCGCCUAUUUCUGCGUCCAGGCCGGCUUACCAGAGGUGCACUCGUUCAAUCUCUCGCUCGCACAGUACGCACUCGGGAUCCUAGGGACAAUCGGCUCCUGGUUCCUCAUGGCCAAGCUCGGCCGGCGAAGCAUCCACCUCCUGGGCCUCUGUUGUUUAUUCACACUGCUCAUAGUAACAGGGAGUCUCUCCUUCGCAUCUCCAUCAAACACAGCAGCUAAAUGGUCCAUCGGCGCCAUGCUAAUCCUCUUCACAUUCCUCUACGACAUAACCCUGGGCCCCGUAACAUACGCGCUCGUCUCCGAACUCUCCUCAACGCGCCUCCGAUCCAAAACUAUAAACCUCGCGCGCGCGGGCUACAAUAUUAGUAAUAUCGCCGUGAAUGUGCUCACGAACUACCAGCUGAAUGACGAUGGCGAGACGGGGUGGGGCUGGGGCGCGCGGUCUGCGUAUUUCUGGGCGGGCUCUUGUGUGGCUUCUCUUGUUUGGGCGUUUUGGAGGGUUCCUGAGCCGAGGGGGAGAACUUUUGCUGAGCUUGAUGUGCUUUUUGAGAGGGGGGUUUCGGCUAGGAGGUUUGGGGGGGUUGUUGUUGAUCCAUUUGAGGAUGGGAUGGAGGUAGGAGAGGGGAGAGAGGGUGGGAAGGGGUGA
Aspergillus puulaauensis is the source of this 1611-nucleotide messenger RNA. RefSeq names its product putative MFS maltose permease. Gene Ontology annotation, biological process: carbohydrate transport; transmembrane transport. The record is from RefSeq and is a predicted model, not a curated record. Gene Ontology annotation, cellular component: membrane. Bases 1 to 1611 code for a protein of 536 amino acids. Gene Ontology annotation, molecular function: carbohydrate:proton symporter activity. The transcript has a single exon. Lineage: Eukaryota; Fungi; Ascomycota; Eurotiomycetes; Eurotiales; Aspergillaceae.